AGAGGCGGGGAAGCGCGCAGGGGGCCGUCCCCACGUGGCGCUGACGCUGCCGUUCGGCACCGCCGGUCCGAUCCGGGGCUAUAAAGGGAGCCGAAGGCAACACUUGAGCAGCCGACUCCGGGCGAGGAUCGCGCGGGCUGGGCGGCCGAGAGGAGCCGCCCUUGUUCUCUCUUCCGGCUCGGCGGCGGGAGACCCCAGCGCAGCGCAGCGCCGCGGCGCGCCCGACCCGCCCAACUCUUGGCAAGCCCAACCUGGGAUCCGCUUGGCUGAGAGGGACGUGAUCUGCGCCCGCCCUGCGCGGAGUGCCUGGCGGAGAGGUCCCACCGCCGCCUGGCGGCCCUCCCUUCGCCAGGCGAAGGUAAGAGGAACUUUUGUCUCCCAUCCCAGCGCCUUCGGAUGGUCUCUUGAGAAGCAGACCCCCCCAUCCACCCCACACACACCCGUGCUGAAGUCGGGGGGAGAGAAGGAGGCGGGGGCUGCUGCGCCUCCGUGAUCUACCUCGAGAUGAUAUAGCAGGGCAGGGCAGAGUCGAUCCGCUCCCCGCUUGCCAGGCUCGGAGCCUUCCCUCUCUCAGUUCCGUCCUCGUCGCCACAAGCCAAAGGGGGCUAUGGAAGCUGAAGGCAGUCGUCGUCCUCGCUGGCUGGAUUAAGGCUCCCGCCGCCGCCGCCGCCGCCGCCCGGGAGUAGACCGGCUGGGCACUGAGCCCGUUGGCUCUUCUUCGCAGGUAGUGCUAGGACUACAGACGCCAACUCCCUCGCACAGAACUGGGGUGGAUGUUUAACCUGGAGAGCCCGUUCACUGAGAGGGGGGGAUUCUUCUCUUCCCUGGCACACCUGCGCUCUCGGCAGGAAGACGGCUACCUCCAGCACAUGGAUGGCAACGGGAGCCUCAACGGAAGUGAUGUUGGGCAUAAAGGGGGCCUUCCGUAUCCUUUGCACAUCUCCUUGGUCCUCAUUGCCCUGGCUACCCUGCUCAUGCUCUUCACCAUCUUUGGCAACGUCUUGGUUAUCAUUGCUGUCUUCACUAGCCGGGCCCUCAAGGCCCCUCAGAACCUCUUUCUGGUCUCCUUGGCCUCGGCCGACAUCUUGGUGGCCACCCUGGUUAUCCCUUUUUCUUUAGCCAAUGAGGUGAUGGGCUACUGGUACUUUGGGACAGUGUGGUGUGAGAUCUACCUGGCCUUGGAUGUGCUAUUUUGCACCUCUUCCAUCGUACAUCUCUGUGCCAUCAGCCUCGAUCGCUACUGGUCAAUUACCCAGGCCAUUGAAUACAAUCUCAAGCGCACCCCACGCCGCAUUAAAAGCAUCAUCUUCCUUGUCUGGGUCAUCUCGGCUGUUAUCUCUUUCCCACCACUCAUCUCCAUCAUGAAGCAGGGCGAACCAGACAAUUCAGUCCGUCAGAAAGUAGACUCAAAGCAAGAAGGCAAGCCCUGCAGCAUCAACACAGAACAAUGGUACAUCAUCUCUUCCAGCAUUGGCUCAUUUUUUGCUCCUUGCCUUAUCAUGAUCCUGGUUUAUGUCCGUAUUUACCAGAUUGCAAAGAGGAGGACACGCGUGCCUCCUUGCAGGAGAGGGGAGAAUACAGAGAGAAAGCAGACUGGAUUCGCAGAUAAGGAAGAUGUUCCUGCCAUGACCAGACUUAAUGGGGACAAAGGAACCAUGGCAGGAGGAAGUGAAGAAAGAGAAGAAGUCAAUGGCAUUGACAUGGAGGACACGUCCUCCUCAGACCAUAAUGAGAACCAUCAGCCCCGGAAGCAGGAGAAGGCACAGAGGGGAAAGGGUAAAACCAAACUAAGCCAGAUUAAGCCUGGGGACAACUUGCCUACAAGAGUGGAAGAGGAGAGAAAUGCCAAAGCUUCCAGGUGGAGGGGCAGGCAGAACCGAGAGAAACGCUUCACCUUUGUAUUGGCAGUAGUGAUCGGAGUGUUUGUGGUUUGCUGGUUCCCUUUCUUCUUUACCUACACCUUAACUGCUGUUUGCACGAGCUGCUAUGUGCCUGAUACCCUCUUCAAAUUCUUCUUCUGGUUUGGUUAUUGUAACAGCUCCCUGAACCCUGUCAUCUACACCAUCUUCAACCAUGACUUCAGGAGGGCCUUCAAAAAGAUUCUUUGCAGAGUAGACCGAAAACGGAUUGUGUGAGAAUCCAAGUUAAUUUGCAGAGGUGAUUUUUUUUCUCUCUUCCAGAGAGUCUCUUCACUGACUGGUUUUUGGAUGAGGUCUUAGCUGAUUUCUGAGCUCAGGCUCUUCAAAAACUUCAAGUGAAAUGAAGUAAUUAAAACAUUAGCACACAAGCCUCAGCCCAAGUGGAAUAUUUCUGCUCAGUUGAUGGAGUUGGAGACUUGACUGUAGGCAUCAUUUCUAUACACUUGUAAGUUUGACUUGUUACAAAACUGAAAUGAACUGACUGGGGUGGGGGAGGAAAGCCACAAAGAUUAAAGGAAUUCCUGUAUUUCGGAAGCACUUUCAUUCUGUUUUUUCCCCACUUUGGACAAAUGUAAUUAACCUUGAAGUCCUUGUAAAGCUACAGUAUUGCAUCUUUGGGGAUCUGUAUGUCUUUAAUUUUGCUAAGAGAAAUCGGCUUUGAAGCUUCUUUAAACAUUUCUUGAGAACCUAAAGUAUUGAUAAAAAAAUGAACAGACCACUGGAGCCAUCUCAUCACUGCUAAAAUAUGAUAGUAUUAAAAUACCAUGAUUUCCAGUGUACUGUUGGAUUUUGAGCUCAUAAAAAAACUGGUAGCAUACACUUCAAACAACCAGUGUUUUACUCUACUUCCUAUGUGUAGCUUGCUUUUAUUUCAGUUUUUUUGUGUUCUCUUUAUGCAGUAUUUGAUAAAUAGCUGUAUCUCUUACUUUUUCCAUCAAGAAAAACAAACAAAUAUUAAAAGUUUCACGAUCAGCACAGAAGCUGUCAAAAGGCUAAACUCAUUUUAACUUUUUUAUGUUUAAGAGCAAUCAGGUACUCAAAGGGUUAAGAUAAAUACCUCUCCUCCAUAUCUUGCAUUGAUGUAAGUUCAGUGCUUACUUAUUUCCACAACCUGUGGCUGUAAAUAGAUAAUGUGACAGGUAUGUUUUUCUGUUCACAGCAUUAUUAACACUGAUUUUUAGCAAUUUCAUUUAUGCUAUCUGUCUUGCUCAAGAAAACUUCCUUCAUGCAUGUGGGUACUUUGGUCUUUUAAAUAAUCCAUAGAAACAAUGUUUUUCAUUCUUCCAGAUUUGGUAUAUGAAUAUCUCAUUUGAUUUGUUUUAGAGUGAAUAUUACAUACAUUUAUAAAGGAGAAAGGAAAUUAAUGGUGUAAUUAUACUGUUUAUACUAUGUGAGAAUUCAUACAGGUAUUGGAAAAAUUUAAUAAUUCUGAGAAUUAUUUUCAUAAUUUCCCCCCAGAAAUAUCAGUUGCAGAUACUAAUUUGUCUAGAAGAGCGGUAUAUAAGAGCAGUUGUUAUUAUUAUUAUUAUAACUUGAUGUUCUUGUACCACAGGAUAAAAUCCUGUUAUUAAAGAGGAGGGGAGGAAUUCGGAACAUCUAACAUGUUUUCAUUUUAAUUAUAACUCAGAUUAUCCUUAUAUGGAUGAAUUGUCCCUUUUUUGGAAUGUCAGCAUUCCAGAAUAGCUGUUUUUUUGGGGAAUACCACACCUCUGCCGUACUCCAAAAGACCAAACAUCUUACCUCAAUGGUGCUUCUUAGGUUUGCAGUUGUAAUCGGGCCAGCCCUGUUUAACCUAGCAAAACAUGUGAUGCUAAUAGGGCAAGGGGGCGUAACUUUUUAGCAUCAGACAUGGUACUUGUAGAUGAUUUGAAAUUGUUUUAUAGCCGGAGAGCCUGAUAAAACUGUUUACAUAUAACUUUAUAAUACAGAAUUUUUAGAUUGCUUUUUUAAAAAGAAAAGAGCAAUCUUUUUGCAAUAUCUCAGUGAGAGAAAACUCUUCUGUAGAACUGCAUAUAUCUACAUUAAGAUUUGUAAUAUGAUUCUAAAAUGCAUUGUGCUAGCAUGCAAGUGUUUAUGGAAGGAGUGUAUUCUGACUGAUAAGCCAACCCAGUGCCACAAAAUGUGAUUCUCUGCCAUUAUAAUCAUGUUGUCAAUGUAUCACAGUUAGCUGUGCCAAGGCCAAUGCUUAGGAUCAGGGUUCCAGAUCAGUAUAAUUACCAAUCCCAAUCCCUUACGUUAGUUUUUAGAACCUUUAUUACUAUGAUUACUUCUAAAAGGCCAUUUUCCUUCAAGAUCACGGGGUGGCCUCCCAUUUUAUUCUUACAACUACCUGCUGAGGCAGGUUAAGCCAGACAGACAGUCACCCAGAUAACUUCAUGUGGUUAAUAAAAUUUCAAAUGAAAGUUCUCAUCCUAAGUCUGCAUGUUUUUUCCCAGUUGCUGUAAGUAUAUCUAGAAUUUCUCUAACAGGCAUUUGAAUGUUUACCAGUCGAAGAAAGGAAUUAGACACUGAGAAAUUUUGCUUUAACCUGAGGAAAACUGACUGUAUAACUGCUUUGUCCUAUGAUGUCUUGUGUUAUCAAAAAAUAGUAUUUCACUUGGAGCACAGUAUGUCACCAUAGCAUCUUAGUUCCUAAGUUUACGUAAGUGUUCCAGAGGGGAUUUGCCACUUUAGGGAUGGGAUACUACUUUGUAGUAUUUUUUUAGCUGGUAGGAGUUCAGCUCUUUCAUUUGAAUGCAGAAAAUUCAGUGCCUCAUCAUAACAUUUCAACAGGAGACAAGAUCGAAAACCACUUGCUCCAGUCUCUGAAUUCUAUGGAGAACUCCCCAAAUAUGGCAAAGAAAAUCUUCCUUGAGUUACCACAACAAUAAUGUAAUGUUCUAGAGGAAGAUAAAUGUACUUAAAGCCUCAUUAUCUGGCACAAUUGUGUUUGAAUUGUGUCCACAUACUUUCAUGAAGUGCUUUAGUUGGGGUAUGGCAGCUCCCAUUUGUACAUGAAGCUUCGAUCCUCACAAGAGCUUCUCUGUUACCUUCAGUGGAGGAAAGAAUGGGUUUAUAGUAGUCAAGACACUGGCCAUGUUCAACAGGACGGUGUAGCGCACUCAUGGGGCUAUUAAUAUGGGGACAAAAGCCUUGAAAGCAGUUAUCAGUUACAUGGCCCAUAUGUUGGAAUCCACGUGUUUGAGAAAGGCAGGUGGACUCUUUUUAGGACUGCAAUAUUAAGUGUAAUGUAUGCCAUUAUGAAACAAAAAGAAACUAUCUUAUGCUGGGAUUGUUUUCCUGUUUUCUUUUUAUUAUAACUUCACCUGAUACUCCAUAAUUACCAUGCCAUUUGCGCUUUUGAAGAGAUGAAUCAAUGGAAAAGGCCAUAAUGAGUUUUUAAAAAAUGAAAUAAAAUAAGUUUCUACCACAAAAUGUAUAUUAAAUUAUGUCAGUCAUCUGUAUCUGCAGUAGCUUGUGGUUUUUAGG
Eublepharis macularius is the source of this 5387-nucleotide messenger RNA. RefSeq names its product adrenoceptor alpha 2A (gene ADRA2A). The transcript has a single exon. The coding region runs from base 774 to 2135 and encodes 453 amino acids. Gene Ontology annotation, molecular function: alpha2-adrenergic receptor activity. Gene Ontology annotation, biological process: adenylate cyclase-activating adrenergic receptor signaling pathway; platelet activation; regulation of smooth muscle contraction. Lineage: Eukaryota; Metazoa; Chordata; Lepidosauria; Squamata; Eublepharidae. Gene Ontology annotation, cellular component: membrane. The record is from RefSeq and is a predicted model, not a curated record.